AUGACGAUAGCAGCAGCAGCAGAGCGGGAAAAGAAAAGAAACGAAGAAAAGAAAAGAAAAGAAGAAGCAGAAGAAGAAAAGAAAGGCAACCGGUGGGGCCACAGCUAUGUCAUUUUCACGGAGCUCCGUCCUCUCUCUCCCUCUCUCUCUGUCUCUGUCUCUCUGUCUCUCUCUCUCUGUGGGCAAGCGUGUCACUACUCACUCCCUCUCUCCGUCUCUCGUCUCGUCUCGUCGUCUGGUCUGGCCGAAAAGCCAGAAGACCAAGGGAAGGAAAAGCAAGGUUGCAUGAGCGAGGAAAAAGCAACGGAGAGAGAGAGGGAGAUGGAUGGGAUUAUGCUUUCGAAGACUGAGCAUCCACCAGGCCGUGAUGUUCCUUUUUCCUUCCUGUGCGAGAGAGACGAUCCGAGGAGCAAGCCACCCAUGAUGCUAUAUUCCAUCAUUCCAGACCGGGGGAGGGCAGGUUGGGUUCGGGGGUGA
Trichophyton benhamiae CBS 112371 is the source of this 477-nucleotide messenger RNA. RefSeq lists its product as uncharacterized. Lineage: Eukaryota; Fungi; Ascomycota; Eurotiomycetes; Onygenales; Arthrodermataceae. Bases 1 to 477 code for a protein of 158 amino acids. The transcript has 2 exons. The record is from RefSeq and is a predicted model, not a curated record.